CUUCCGUAGAAACCGUCCACCCUCUUUCCCCUCCCUCUCCAUUUUUUACGGAUCCGGCGGAGGCAUGCAGUUUCUCGUGCGGCGAGGAGAAGCGGCGGCGGCGGUUCGGGGGCGACGGGCAACUGCGAGCGCGGCGUCGGUGGGCGGGAUGCGCCACGGCUCCACCUCCUCCACCGCCGAGCGGUGGCGGGCGCGCAGGCGUGGUGGCGGAUAACGUGCGACGGGCUCGGCGGGGCCGUCCCCCGCUCGGAUCCAGCAGCGCUCGCACGGAUCCACCAGUGGCGGCGGGAAGAGAGCCUAGUGGCGGAUUUGACGACGGCUUGUGGCGGUGGAGGAUCCUCCAGACGGGCGCAUUUGCCACCUCGACCAAGAAGCCCAUUGACGGGGACGAUCUCGGUCGAGUCCCGAGGGGCCAGGGGAGGGCACCAGCAGCUCCAGAUCCAAGCAUCGCCGCCGGCUUGGUGAGGCGAACCAAGCAUCGGCUGCGAAGGAUUUGGGGUGGCGACGAUGGUCGAGGCGCCGGCGUGUUCUGGCUGCCCUCCUCGCGUUCGCCCGCAUCUGGCUCCUCCUAAGGCAAAGGCGGAGACCAGGAGAAGACGGGAGCCUGCCUUUUUCGCCCACGGCCUCCACCGGCUUCCCUUCCGCUGCCGCCUCGAGCUCCUCCCCACACCUUCCCGACUGGCCCUUGCCGAUCUGCUCCGCGUUGGCGAGCUAUACGGAGGAGCCAACGUCCUUCGUCCUCGUCGGCGGCCGCCGUUCCGCCUUCGUCCGCUCGCGGCCGCCAGAUCGCCACCAUCGUCCACGCUUGUUUGGCAGCUAAUUCCUCACCUUCAGAUCUAUCCCCGGUGGCGCGUGCACCUGCGUUAUCGGCCAGAGACCUCACCACGUCUCCUCCGUGCACCCGGCAUCAACUCCACCACCCAUCGGAUUUGCUCCCUUUUCCUGUUGUCUUCGUUUUUUUUUCUUUCUUUUUACACACAUGUUGUUUUCACAGGGAUCAAAAUCAUGGAUAAUUGUGGUCAGGCCUGCUGCUGCUGCUGCUAUACUGUUGUUUUGAUGAUGAAUUCAGUGCAUCCUUCCCUCCUUCGAUCUUGAUUUUGGUUCAUGUUCAUUUUUUUCUUGAUUUUGGUUGUGGCAGCGAUGGCGGCAAGCAGCGAGGUCGCGAUUUGCGAGGGGCGCUGCGGCAUGCAGGGAGCGGCAAGGAGCUGGGCUUAUGGGGGCAGCCGGGCAGGGGCAAACGCGCCGGGCGCCUAGGUGGUCAGAUGGGAGCAGAGCAACGCAGCGCUUCUCCCUGUAUCAAUUCUUUUGGUUCCAACAGUGAGUCAAUCUUCAAAUUGCAACGGAGAAGAAAACACCAUUACUUAAUUACUUCAUGGCUCCAUUUUUGUUCAGACUUACUGUAAGAAAUUCCCCUGGAGUUUGGGAACAUGCCUAAACUUAGCUACCUGAAUAAUCACAACUGGGCAUGGUUGAUGGAUAAAUGUUGGCGGGGAAGAUUAAGGAAUCUGCAACACCGCGUGGGCUCGACAUUGAUGUGUGGCACUUGCACUAUCUGGCGUCCAUGGGUCUUUCUCCCAGCAUAUUGCAUUCCCCAGCUGAAGGUUCCCUGCCAAGAAUUUAGAGAAGAAACAACAUCUAGAGAAAUAUGUAUUCCUGUUCUUUAGACAUUGCAUCAUUAGACUACUACCUCUAUUACUACAUGAAGUUUGUAUUAGCAAUAAUGUGACUACAUGGUGUUUGUAUUAGCAGUAAAAUGUGGCUAUGUUAGUAAUUUGGAAUUUGAAAUUAAUUCCAUACACCGAGAGAAGCAAUGUUGGAUACUAUUCUUCUUGUUCAGUAUUGUCCUAAUGUCCACAAAAUAGAACAUUAUGUCGCCA
This is a messenger RNA of Oryza sativa Japonica Group (Japanese rice), 1877 nucleotides long. RefSeq lists its product as uncharacterized. The record is from RefSeq and is a predicted model, not a curated record. NCBI's taxonomy places the organism in Eukaryota, Viridiplantae, Streptophyta, Magnoliopsida, Poales, Poaceae.